Messenger RNA from Saccharomyces eubayanus, 657 nucleotides. RefSeq names its product Src1p (gene SRC1). The transcript is spliced from 2 exons. The record is from RefSeq and is a predicted model, not a curated record. Gene Ontology annotation, molecular function: chromatin binding. Gene Ontology annotation, cellular component: nuclear inner membrane. NCBI's taxonomy places the organism in Eukaryota, Fungi, Ascomycota, Saccharomycetes, Saccharomycetales, Saccharomycetaceae. Bases 1 to 657 code for a protein of 218 amino acids.
AUGCACAAAUAUCUUGUGGUGACGGGAAAAACGAUAUCGAAAGUGUUAUCACCCAAUGACAACAACGUUGAUGGAAGUCCCAAAAACUUCAUUAAAACCAAUGACGUUCAGAGACAGAAGGGACAUAUUUCAGAAGAAUCCAAACCCGCCAAGACGAGGAGUUUUCGGUCGACGUCCAAGAAAUACAUUGGAAUGAAGUGUCAGUUUGAAAGAGAAAUCUUCCAAACAUACAAAAAAUUCCAACGGCCGAUUUGGCUGAUGUUUUUACUAAUUGUAAUUAGUAAAGUAAUUGAGACCAAAUUGAAAAAUUAUUAUAAGAGGAAGGCCAAGAUCGAAGGACUAAUUACGCAAACUAUGGAGAAACUAAAAGCUCAAAAGCUCAAAUCAAUGUCCAGUUCAGAGGAGAAUGCAUAUUUGAGCGUAGUCCAAUUACGUGACAUCUUCCUUUCGGAUAUCGUGGAUUUAAAAUACAAAAACCAACUAUGGUCUCAAGUAGUAAAGUUUUUAGAGCACAACAAUAGUAAUAUCAAAUCCAAUUUGACCGAAAUACGCGGCGACAUUAUGAAAUGCUGGGAAUGGAUAGGGCCGUUGGAGCCCAAUAGUCCAAAUGAUCCACUGGAAAACAAAUCAUUACCCAAGGAUGAAACGGAAUCAUAG